Messenger RNA from Balaenoptera acutorostrata (minke whale), 3444 nucleotides. It is a transcript of the gene KCNU1, whose product is annotated as potassium calcium-activated channel subfamily U member 1. The record is from RefSeq and is a predicted model, not a curated record. Gene Ontology annotation, biological process: reproductive process; potassium ion transport; transmembrane transport. NCBI's taxonomy places the organism in Eukaryota, Metazoa, Chordata, Mammalia, Artiodactyla, Balaenopteridae. Gene Ontology annotation, molecular function: monoatomic ion channel activity. The transcript is spliced from 27 exons. The coding region runs from base 1 to 3444 and encodes 1147 amino acids. Gene Ontology annotation, cellular component: membrane.
AUGUGUCUGACCAAGUCAGAGGACAGUAGUGGGGAAGCCCUGGGGAAAAUGUCUUGUACAGCUGAGAUCCAAGCAGCGUUUAUUCUUUCUUCCCUUGUGACCUUCUUCAGCGGACUCCUCAUCUUAUUAAUAUCCAGGCUAAUCUGGAGGAGCAUUAAAAAAUGGCAAAAGAGCGAGGGAAAAGGAAUUUUCUUGGAAGUAAUGUCACGUAGCAUGGACCGUAAACGUUCAAGAAGUCUCACUUUCCAGGGAGUUUUUCGUGAUCGUGUAGAAAUGUUGCUCUCGGCACAGACCUUUGUGGGACAGGUGUUGGUGAUCCUUGUCUUUGUGCUAAGCAUUGGGUCUCUUAUAAUCUAUUUCAUCAACUCCACUGACCCUGUUAGAAGCUGUUCUUCAUACCAAGACAAAACCAUCCCGAUUGAUUUGACUUUCAAUGCUUUCUUUAGUUUCUAUUUUGGAUUGAGAUUUGUGGCAGCUGAUGACAAGGUCAAGUUCUGGUUGGAGAUGAAUUCGAUUGUAGACAUCUUUACCAUUCCACCAACCUUUAUUUCUUAUUAUUUGAAGAGUAAUUGGCUAGGUUUAAGGUUCUUAAGAGCAUUGCGGCUGCUGGAACUCCCUCAAAUCUUGCAAAUUCUGAGAGCCAUCAGGACCAGCAAUUCAGUGAAGUUUUCCAAGCUGUUAUCCAUCGUUCUGAGUACCUUGUUCACUGCUGCCGGAUUCAUUCACCUGGUGGAAAAUUCUGGUGAUCCCUGGCUCAAAGGUAGAAAUUCACAGAAUAUUUCAUAUUUUGAGUCCAUUUACCUGGUCAUGGCAACGGCGUCGACUGUCGGCUUUGGAGAUGUGGUAGCCAAGACAUCCCUAGGACGGACCUUCAUCAUGGUCUUCACCCUGGGGAGUUUGGUUCUGUUUGCGAACUACGUCCCUGAAAUGGUGGAACUUUUUGGUAACAAGAGGAAAUACACCAGUUCCUAUGAAGUGGUCAAAGGAAAGAAGUUCAUUGUGGUCUGUGGAAACAUCACUGUGGACAGUGUGACGGCUUUCCUGAGGAAUUUUCUCCGCCAUAAGGCAGGGGAGAUCAAUACUGAGAUUGUUUUCCUGGGAGAGGUUCCUCCUUCUUUGGAAUUGGAAACCAUAUUUAAGUGCUACAUGGCCUAUACAACUUUCAUUUCUGGAUCUGCACUGAAGUGGGAGGAUCUGAGGCGAGUUGCGGUGGACUCUGCAGAAGCAUGCCUGAUUAUAGCCAACCCUCUGUGCAGUGAUUCACAUGCUGAAGACACUUCAAAUAUCAUGAGGGUGCUCUCUAUCAAGAACUAUUACCCUAAUACCAGAGUCAUCAUACAGAUACUUCAGUCCCAUAACAAGGUUUUUCUGCCAAAGAUCCCCAGCUGGAACUGGAAUACUGGAGACAACAUCAUCUGCUUUGCUGAAUUAAAGCUUGGAUUUAUCGCCCAAGGCUGUUUGGUGCCAGGCUUGUGUACCUUUCUAACAUCUCUAUUUGUUGAGCAAAACAAGAAGAUCUGCCCUAAAGAGCCCUGGCAGAAGCAUUUCUUUAGCGGCCUGAGGAACAAAAUCCUGACUCAACGCCUCUCUGAUGACUUUGCUGGAAUGAGCUUUCCUGAUGUUUGCCGGCUCUGCUUCGUGAAGAUGCACCUCAUGCUGAUAGCCAUCGAACACAAGUCCGUGUGUCACGGUUACUGUGGGCUGAUACUAAAUCCACCUGCUCAAGUUAAGCUCCGUAAGAACACACUAGGAUUCUUUAUUGCUGAGUCUGCAAAGGAUGUCAAAAGAGCCUUCUUUUACUGUGCCGUCUGUCAUAGUGAUGUGUAUACUCCUGAGCUAAUUGGAAAAUGUAGCUGCAAAAGCAAGAAUCCUCGGCACAGGACAGGGGCAACAGUCAUGGUGAUGAGAAACAACGGAAGGGAACACUCUGGUCCCAAAACACAGGACUCCUACCCAGCGACACAUACGAGCAUGGCUAGCAACUUGAGCUUUACCACCAGGGCUUUGCUAUACGAAAUGGAGCGAGAGUCUGACCGCCUUGAUAGCAGUGGCAUGUUUCAUUGGUGCAAAGCCACCCCUUUGGACAAAAUGAUUCUGAAACGAACUGAGAAGUCAAAACAUGAGUUUCGGAACCACAUUGUGGCGUGUGUCUUUGGAGAUGCCCACUCAACACUCAUGGGGCUUCGGAAUUUUGUAAUGCCGUUGAGAGCUAGCAGCUAUACCCGUCAGGAGCUGAAGGACAUUGUGUUCGUUGGGUCUCUGGAUUACCUGCAGAGAGAAUGGCGAUUUCUCCAGAAUUUCCCCCAGAUAUACAUUCUGCCUGGAUCUGCGCUCUAUUCUGGAGACCUCCAUGCAGUCAACAUAGAGGAAUGUUCCAUGUGUGCUGUCUUAUCCUCACCAUCUAAGUCCGCCAGCAGCCCGACCUUGGUGGACAUGGAGCCUAUCAUGGCCACACUCAACAUCGGAUCACUUCGGAUUAGCUGCUCAGCCCAGACACCCUCAGAGCCACAGUGUACUCGGUGCUUUGGUGACAAUCCCGGGAAAUCCAAGUACCGAAGGAUCCCCAUCCUCACCGAACUGAAAAAUCCUUCCAACAUGCACUUUAUUGAACAGCUCGGUGGGAUGGAAGGAGACUUCUCGGGAAUGAGCCUGCACCUCAGCACGUCCUUUGCCACUGGCACUGUCUUUUCCGGCAGCUUCUUGGAUUCCCUCCUGGCCACGGCGUUCUACAAUUACCAUGUUCUGGAAUUACUUCAGAUGCUGGUGACAGGAGGGAUAAGUUCUCAGCUGGAACAACAUUUGGAUAAAGACAAGUUCUGUGGGCUGAAUGACAGUUACUCUACCGUUUCACCUGGAAGGAUGCGGUGUAAGCUGGGGCUUCUGUCCUUAAACCAAACCAUUUUGUCGGACAUUCAACCAAGAAGGACCUUUGGGCAAAUAUUCUGCGGCUCGUUAGAUAAUCUUGGAGUCCUGUGCCUCGGCUUAUACCGCAUGAUAGAUGAAGAAGAGCACAACCCGGAGCACAAAAGGGGAGUCUGCUGGUUUGUGAUUACCCGGCCAGAAAACGAGUUUAUGCUGCUGCCCUCGGAUCUUGUGUUUUGCGCCAUCCCCUUCAGCACCUCCUGUUACAAAAAGGAUAUUUCACCUCCAAGUCCGUGUGAAAUUAUAAAUAUGGUGCCACUGACAGAAGAGACGCUUACAGACGUAAAUUGUCCUCCUUCCGUUGACCAGGUCAGCGAGACUGCAGCCCAGCCGCCCAGUAUAUCAGUCCGUUUGCUGGAGCCAAAACCCAUCCCCGCUGGUGAUCCUAAGCAAGCAGUAUUGACUCCAAGUGGGAAACUCUCAUCCCAGACACAUCCAGGUGAAACCACGAAAGAAGAUGGAAAGGAAACCAUGGAGGAAACCGCAGUGGAAGAUGCUUCUGCCUAUCCAGAGUCAGACUAG